This is a messenger RNA of Gadus morhua (Atlantic cod), 1271 nucleotides long. RefSeq lists its product as uncharacterized. Gene Ontology annotation, molecular function: nucleic acid binding; zinc ion binding. The transcript has 2 exons. The record is from RefSeq and is a predicted model, not a curated record. The coding region runs from base 158 to 1141 and encodes 327 amino acids. NCBI's taxonomy places the organism in Eukaryota, Metazoa, Chordata, Actinopteri, Gadiformes, Gadidae.
UGGUGAGAGGAGGACGGUGUUGGAUUUAGGAUUCUCUUGGUGGUAAAUUAAGUAUUUAUAGAUAUUUUUUUUGGUUAGUUUUUUCGUCUAGUCGUUUAUUCCCCCGACAGCUUGCUGUUUGGGGGAGUAUUAGUAUACUUUAGUUUGGUUUUUUUUGAUGUCUCACGCGGUUUCGAAACCUGGAAUGGAAGACGGUAUGGAACGGAACACGGCUCCUCGUGCGGGGACGGAUGGUGGUUGUGUGGCGAAGGGGACAUCGGAGGACGUACUAGGCGGGAGACCGGAGACUGCGGAGAGAGCAACGAGAGAGAAGGAGGACAAGGUUGCGGAUGGUGGCCCGAGCUACAGCAGGGAGUUGUCUGUGGCUGUGGAGCUGGUGGGAGAGGAGAAAAUCCCGAUGAUGGAGAUGCUAAGGGCGAUGCAGAGUGUAUGUGGAUUGGUCUUGGGAUGUCGCUACCUCUCGUUAAAUAAAUAUGAAGUAACAAUGAAUCACCCCAACGGGAAGAGGCGAUUGUUGGACGGCUUCAGGAUAAGGGGGACCAGCGUCGUCGCAAAAGACUUGACAUCGGAUGAGAUGGUGGUGUCCUUUAUGAGUCUACCGGUGUACAUUACGGAUGAGGAGAUUCUGAAGAAGCUUGCGGACUGGGGUGUGGAGGCAGUUUCGCCGAUUGCAAGGAGGAAGUGGCCUGGGAUGAACAUAUGUGAGGGAACACGCUUUGUUAAGGUGAAGUUUAACAAGGAAGUACGGUCCUUGCCUUGGUCCACACGUUUUGACACUGAAAAGGGUGCUGAAUAUUUCCGUGUCAUCCAUGACAGACAAUUAAAGGUAUGUAGAUUGUGCAUCCAGCCUGGACAUAUAGUGAGGGACUGUCCUGACUUCCUCUGUCGGAAGUGCGGGAAGCAGGGACACUAUGCAAGGGAGUGUGUGGCUGUGAUUGAGAGUGUGGUAAUAGAAGGGAAAAUUGUGUGUGUAAGGAGGAGCAGGUGGGAGGGGGUGCCCUCUCAGUUGACCCAGACUCAAGGGCUGUAUCGUUGGAGAGUGAGGGAAGUGGAGGGGAAGAGAGUGCGGAAGAGGAGAUGGAGCACGGGGAGCUGUCUGACGGGGAGACAGUCUUGGACAGUCAGCUACGGGUUGUGCUGAAGGACCCGGGUGUGGGGGGCACGGGGUUGCCCGGGGGGCAAAGCUUUCAAGUAGAGCUUUCCUCUCUACCGGCAUCUGGGCACCCUACACCAGCGGAGGGCGUAGCCAAGGUGCUGCGGGGGUCUGGACA